AAGAGCACACAACUCGCUACACAAACAGAACAGAGAAAUAUCUACCGGAAAAACUAUGGCAAGCGGCAAGUUCAUUCUCAUCAGCCUUUGCUCUGUGCUGCUCCUGUCCCAGCUGAUUGUCCCAGCACACUCCUGGAGCUGCUGUCUGUCCUACACCAAGAGACAGUUGCCAUGUAAACGGUUGCUAGCCUACAGCCUCCAGACCAUAAACCAGAACUGUGACAUCAACGCCGUCAUAUUUCACAUGACAAACGGGCGGUUCGUGUGUGCUGACCCCCUCUCCUCCCAGACCCGGAGAGGCAUGCAGUGUGUCGAUCAGAGGCAGCAGCAGGAGGCAAAGAUCAUGGCAUAAGAUCAAAAUGAACUCAAAGGAGACAGUCCAAUCCCUGUGUGCUAUUUAAGUGUGAAAGAUUGAACUUUAAAACUAUAUUUAUGUCUGUGUGUGUAUAUAUAUAUAUAUAUAUUUGUAUGAUAUUCUGUAUUGUUCUAUUUUCUGAACAGACUAAAGUAGUAUUUGUAAUACUGUACAAGACCUUUCAUUUUGGGAUCACAAACUCAUGUAAACUGUAGAUACAGUGAUUUGUAUUGUUCACUAAAGUGAAUGCAAUAAA
This is a messenger RNA of Periophthalmus magnuspinnatus, 611 nucleotides long. It is a transcript of the gene ccl20b, whose product is annotated as chemokine (C-C motif) ligand 20b. The record is from RefSeq and is a predicted model, not a curated record. Gene Ontology annotation, cellular component: extracellular region. Bases 56 to 352 code for a protein of 98 amino acids. NCBI's taxonomy places the organism in Eukaryota, Metazoa, Chordata, Actinopteri, Gobiiformes, Gobiidae. The transcript has 4 exons. Gene Ontology annotation, biological process: monocyte chemotaxis; lymphocyte chemotaxis; cellular response to interleukin-1. Gene Ontology annotation, molecular function: CCR chemokine receptor binding; chemokine activity.